Triticum turgidum subsp. durum (durum wheat) is the source of this 1458-nucleotide messenger RNA. Lineage: Eukaryota; Viridiplantae; Streptophyta; Magnoliopsida; Poales; Poaceae. The record is from the annotation of a GenBank genome assembly.
AUGACGACUGCGUUGGUGUCGGAGGAGGCGGAGAUGGACUUAGAGUUGUCGUCUGGCGUCGGGGUGCCCAACUUUGAGUUCGCCUUCAAUUCGGCGGUCUUCUCCAACAUGGUGAUGAAAAUAGAGGUCGUCACCGGCGGCGAUGUCAGCGGAGGAUCUCUCAUAUGCAAUGGCAAUAAGAAAGCUGAUAAUGGAGAGAUAGACUGUUUCUCAACCAUGGCAAGUACACCAAUUUUAACAGUAAAGACCCUUCAUAUCAAUUCAGCGAUUCUUGCUGCAAGAAGUCGUUUCUUUCUAAAGCUUUUCUCAAAUGGCAUGAAUGAAUCUGAUCAGACGCAUCCAAGAAUCAGGAUUGCUGAUUCAGAGGAAAAUGCCUUUAUGGAGCUUUUAAGCUUCAUGUACAGUGGAAAGUUGACAACAAUUGAGCCCACUCUUCUGCUUGACAUCUUAAUGGCUUCCGACAAAUUUGAGGUUCUUUCUUGCAUGAGGUACUGCAGUCAGUUGCUCAGAAGCCUGCCUAUGACCACAGAAUCUGCACUGCUAUACCUAGACCAUCCAUGCUCCCUUUCAAUGGCUGUUGAAGUUCAGGGUGUGGUAGGUGCAGCCAGGGAAUUCCUUGCUGAGAAAUACAAGAUUUUAGACAAGUUUGAAGAAUUGAUGAACAUCUCUCUUUCUGGAAUCGAGGUGAUCUUUUCAAGCACUGACAUACAAGUAGCAUCUGAAGAUGCGGUAUAUAACUUCUUGCUCGAGUGGGCCCGUGCGCGAUACCUGGAACCGGAGGAAAGACGUGAGAUCUUGAGCAGCCGUUUGCUUCCGCUGGUAAGCUUCAGUCAUAUGACAUGUGCGGCACUUCAGGAGAUCCUAGCAUCCACUGAUGAUGACAUAGACCGUGAGCAAGUAACCAAGCGCAUCAAUGAGGUCCUUCUUCACAAAGCUUACCCAACCCAGAUGGAAGGUGCUCUUGCAGCAGAUGCAUCAACUCUCAAUUGGCAGUCUGCUGAGCGAACUUACGGGUCCAAACAUGUGAAAGCGGUUGCAUUUGAUCGACCUUACCCACAGGUUAUAGUUUACAUGGAUCUAAAGCGCGACGAGUGCUCCCAAUUCUUCCCAUCAGGAGUUAUAUUGUCAGACUGGUUCCAUCUCGCAGGUCAGAAAUUCUAUCUCAUGGCAAACUGUGUACUGGAUGAGCAGACAGAGUUGUACAGCUUUGGCCUCUGGUUAGGGAUAUAUGGAAAUUCUAUUUCAGGCUCGCUGUGUUUCGAUAUUGAGUUUGCUGCAAGGACAAGAUCGUCAGGAAAAUUCUUGAGCAAGUACGGCGGUAGGCACACAUUCAGCGGGCCUUUGCUGGAGGGAUGCGAUGAUCUUUUUGGAGUUCCAUGGUCGACGUUCAUUGCGGACGACAGCCUCUUCAUCGACGGCGUGCUGCAUCUGAGAGUUGAUCUGACUGCGGUGGAGUAG